AGAGGGGGGUCCAUUUCCAGCGCCUGGUUUUCUCAUUUUACAGAUUCCUGCUCUAAAAUUUCUACUACUUGUAGUCAACGUCCUUAGAAAAUUGCUAACGGACUGCUCUGAUGUCACCAUCAAAACAAAGCUCUUUCUGAGAUCAAGAGAAUGCUAUGUAAAACAGUCACCAAGAUUUUUAGUAGAAAUGAACUAUACAUUGGGGUUCUUUCACUCUGCAACUCCAUGUCUUUGAAAGAGGGUCUGUGUGUUCACAGCCCAAUUAUCAAACUGGGUCUUCAACGUGACCUCUAUUUGAACAACCACUUAUUGUCUCUUUACGGGAAAUGCUUUGGAGUGGGCAAUGCACGCUACUUCUUCGACGAAAUGCCUUACAAGGAUGUUGUAUCCUGGACUGGAAUUCUGUCUACUUGUGUCCGAAAUGGAAACCACGCUCAAGCUCUUGAAUUGUUUGGUUCAAUGAUAAAUUUCGGUCACUAUCCAAAUGAAUUCACGUUGUCGAGUGCCUUAAGGUCAUGUUCCGCUUUAGGGGAUUUUCACUAUGGAACUCGUAUUCAGGCCUAUAUGGUAAAGAAUGGUUACGAUUCGAAUCCAAUUUUGGCAAGUGCUUUGAUUGGCCUGUACUCCAAGUGUUAUUGUACUGAAGAAGCAUAUGAAGUUUUUGGACAUAUGGAUGGUGGUGAUGUUGUUUCUUGGUCAACAAUGAUCUCUUCAUUGGUUCAAGCUCAGCAAUGGAGUCAGGCUUUACAGUUGUACAUCCGAAUGAUUAAGGUGGGGAUUCCUCCUAAUGAGUUCACCUUCGUGAAGCUUCUUGCUGCAUCUAGUUCUCUUGGUAUAAGUUUCGGAAAAUUAGUUCAUGCCCAUAUGAUAUUACUAGGAAUUGAGGUGAAUGUUAUUUUGAAGACAGCUCUUGUUGAUAUGUACUCGAAGUGCCGGAGGAUGGAAGAUGCAGUCAAGGUCUCAAAUCGGACACCUGAACAUGAUGUGUUCUUAUGGACUGCUAUUAUAUCCUGUUUCAGUCGAAACAUGAAGGUCAGGGAGGCUGUUGGUGCAUUACGUCGAAUGGAGAUGUCCGAAAUUGUACCAAAUAAUUUUACAUAUUCAACUGUCCUAAAUGCUUGCUCAUCAAUUUUAUCACUGGAACUGGGGGAACAGGUCCACUCACGGGUGAUUAUGGCAGGCUUGGAGGAUGAUGUUUCUGUUGGAAAUGCACUGGUUGAUAUGUAUAUGAAAUGCUCCAACCUUAUAGACAAUGCUUUGAAAGUAUUUGGAGGGAUGGCCUCACCAAAUGUGAUCACUUGGACUUCUCUGAUUGCUGGCUUUGCUGAACAUGGUUUUGAACCAGAUUCUUUUCAGGCUUUUUUGGAGAUGCGAGCAGUGGGGUUACAACCAAAUUCAUUUACUCUCUCUAGCAUUCUCGGUGCUUGUAGAACAAUAAAAUCUCAUGGUCAAACUAUGAAGCUCCACGGAUACAUAAUAAAAACCAAAGCAGAAAAAGAUAUAGUUGUGGGGAAUGCUCUUGUAGAUGCUUAUGCUGGAUUGGGGAUGGUGGAUGAAGCAUGGUGUGUGAUUAGAAAAAUGAGUCACAGAGAUGCCAUCACAUACACAACUUUAGCCACAAGAAUGAAUCAAAUGGGUCAUCAUGGCUCAGCGUUAAACAUCAUCACGCACAUGAACUAUGAAGACAUUGAGAUGGAUGGAUUUAGUAUGGCGAGCUUCUUAUCUGCAUCAGCCAGCUUGGGCUCAGUGGAAGCCGGAAAGCAACUACACUGUUGGUCUGUGAAAUCUGGUUUGGGUUGCUGGCUAUCAGUCUCAAAUAGCCUAGUUGACUUGUAUGGGAAAUGUGGCCGCAUGCAUGAUGCACACACAGCUUUUAGGGAAAUAGAUGAGCCUGAUGUUGCAUCAUGGAAUGGGUUGAUAUCUGGGUUAGCAUCGAAUGGUUAUUUCUCCUUCGCUUUAUCUGCCUUUGAAGAUAUGAGGUUAGCGGGAGUCAAAUCCGAUUCAGUUACAUUCUUGUUAGUGCUUUCUGCUUGCAGUCAUGGAGAUUUAUUGGACCUGGGUCUUGAGCAUUUUCGUUCUAUGAGAAAUAUACACAAUAUGGUACCACAAUUGGAUCACUAUGUUUGCUUAAUUGAUCUCCUUGGACGAGCUGGCCAGCUAGGGGAGGCAAUGAAAGUGAUUAAGACGUUGCCCUUCAGGCCAGAUGCUUUGAUAUACAAGACAUUGUUGAGUGCCUGCAGAUUACAUGGGAAUGUACCUCUUGGGGAAGACAUGGCAAGGCAAGGUCUCAAUCUUCACCCAUCCGAUCCAGCUUUCUAUAUACUACUUGCAAACUUGUAUGAUAGAUCAGGCCAGUCCGACUUUGGUGAAAAAACUCGUAGGUUGAUGAGAGAAAGAGGUCUGAGGAGUAGUCCUUGCCAAAGCUGGAUGGAGACAAGAAACCAGAUUCAUGUCUUCACUGCAGGACACGGAUCGCAUCCAGAAAUUACUAAAAUUAAGGCAAAAAUAGAAUCACUUAUGAUUGAAUUCAAGCACCGGGGAUAUUUAUACCAUAGCAAUGGAGAUAGAUCUUAUCAUAGUGAGAAACCAGCUACUGCUUUUGGUCUUCUUAACACACCAUCAAAGGCCCCAAUACUCAUAAUCAAGAAUACACGCAUGUGCAUGGAUUGCCAUAGCUUUAUAAUGCAUGUAACUGAAUUGGUUGACAGGGAAAUAGUAUUAAGGGAAGGGAACCGGGUCCAUUCUUUCAAGAAGGGUCGCUGCUCAUGCAGAGGCUGUUGGUAGUUGUCAAUAGAGGGGGGAAACAUAUCGAUCUGUUCUUGUGUACGCCAUGAUCAUGAAUUUCUUCUCUGAGGACAACAUUCAUUGUGCUUCUACGGUGACA
Molecule: messenger RNA, 2884 nt
Organism: Juglans microcarpa x Juglans regia
Lineage: Eukaryota; Viridiplantae; Streptophyta; Magnoliopsida; Fagales; Juglandaceae
Product: pentatricopeptide repeat-containing protein At5g52850, chloroplastic
Exons: 1
Coding region: 151-2784 (877 amino acids)
Biological process (GO): RNA modification
Molecular function (GO): protein binding; zinc ion binding; RNA binding
Source: RefSeq, a predicted model, not a curated record